Messenger RNA from Aspergillus neoniger CBS 115656, 983 nucleotides. Its product is annotated as RTA1 domain-containing protein. Lineage: Eukaryota; Fungi; Ascomycota; Eurotiomycetes; Eurotiales; Aspergillaceae. The transcript has 3 exons. The coding region runs from base 135 to 983 and encodes 282 amino acids. The record is from RefSeq and is a predicted model, not a curated record. Gene Ontology annotation, cellular component: fungal-type vacuole; plasma membrane.
UAACGAUAGAUCAGGCAUUCGGGUUUCAGGAGAGAUAUUAGCCAUAUAAGAUGGAGGCUAGCCUCGAACAUGUGAAAUUGAUGUAUACAGAUCGAUAUCAAUAUCACGAUCAAUUUUAAUACCCUAACUACAUUAUGUCUUCAACUGACAAUUGUACCUUGUCAACAUGUCCGCUCAGCAUGGCAUAUAUCAAUUACCUGCCUAAUCUUCCCGCAAAUGUGUUUUUCGUGGCCUUUUUCGGCCUCAUAACCGUCCUUCAAUUUGGUCUGGGAGUAUGGUAUCGAACAUGGACUUAUAUGAUUGCCAUGCUGCCGGGUCUUAUUCUCGAGGUUCUGGGAUACGUGGGGCGAAUAAUGCUACAUGAUAAUCCUUUUGACUUUAACAACUUCCUUCUUUACCUUAUUUGUUUGACUCUUGGACCCGCAUUCUUCAGUGCCGCUAUCUACAUCUGCCUGGGGAAAAUAGUUGUUAUCUACGGAGAGGACAUUUCUCGAUUCCGACCCCGAACAUACACAAGGCUCUUCGUCUCCUGUGACCUGCUAUCCUUGAUUCUCCAAGCAGUUGGUGGUGCCCUCGCUUCCUCCGCUGGUGACGGCGACACCAGCGAAAGCGAUACUGGUGUCAACAUCAUGAUUGCGGGAUUGGCUUUCCAGGUCUUCUCCCUACUCGUGUUCAUGGUCCUUGCUAGCGAAUUCGCUUUCCGGGUCCGCAAAAGCCCCAAGUCAGAGAAUGAUGACUUUACUAGCCUUCGCAAGAGCCCGAAGUGGAAGAUGUUUCUUUACUGUCUCGCUCUUGCCACUAUUACUAUCUUUAUUCGAUCAGUCUUCCGUGUUGCGGAGUUGCAGGGUGGAUUUUCCAGUGCCCUGGCCAAUAAUGAAACUGACUUGAUGGUGUUGGAAAGUACCAUGAUCUCGAUUGCGUGCAUUUGUUUAACGGUGGCUCAUCCGGCUAUUAUUGUCGGUCGCACUUGGGGUUCACUUUAA